Messenger RNA from Pocillopora verrucosa, 753 nucleotides. Lineage: Eukaryota; Metazoa; Cnidaria; Anthozoa; Scleractinia; Pocilloporidae. The record is from RefSeq and is a predicted model, not a curated record.
AUGCCUUCUAAUGAAGGAAAAUUUGAGGUACUUAACAGCUUGAAACAAGAGCUGAAGAAAGAGGAGACGGGCCCAAGUGUAAACACAGAGCUGGUGAAUGUAGUGAAUGCCAUGCUCAAAGAAGGGCUGCCUAAAGAGAAACUUCAGGAAAAGUUGAACAAGUAUCACAGACCAGAGAACUGUGAAUUCUUGACAAAAGUACGAGUCAAUCAACCAGUAUGGGACCACCUUACUCCAACAGUCCGGUCCCAAGAUGUUAGACUGCAAAAGGUGCAGACAUCCAUCUUCAAAGGAAUGUGCACGUUGACAAAUAUGAUCGACAAACUCCUUGAGCACUUGUCGUCACUCCCAGCGGGAAACGACCUUCUUCAAAAGUCAACAGAUGCACUUACAUUGUUCGCUAAUGCAAACAGUGAACUCAAUCAAAGACGAAGGGAAUUUAUUAAACCGGAUUUACACGAGGAAUACAAACAUCUUUGCUCCUCGUCGGUUCCGAUCACUAACCAAUUGUUUGGCAAUGAUCUCCCGAAACAAGUGAAAGAAUUGACCGAGGUCAAUCGAGUGGGAAAGAAAGUCUCCACACACAGUGGUCGAUCAACGAACAAGCCUGAUUAUCACAGGCACAACUCUUACGCACAUAGCCGCGGACGCUCAGGAAACCAACAUUACAGGAAGCCUUUUUUAGGCUCGUGGAAAAACGACCACAAACAUCCUCCGAACUUCAAGAGGAAGAAGGAGGGGAAGUCAAAAUGA